AUGUGGAACCUAUUCAUUGAUGGGUCGGUUGGGGAUGUCGGCUCAAGUGCCGGAGUUGUCCUCAUCAGCCCGAAAGGUCACAAGCUAAACUUAUUGGUGAGGUUCGGGUUCAAGGCUACCAACAAUGUAGCAGAAUACGAGGCACUUCUCACAGGCCUCAGGUUAGCCAAAGAAAUACAAGUAAAGAGGCUACUCAUCAGUAGUGACUCCCAGCUGAUCCCCCGCAUAAAAAAUACACAUGUGGAUGCACUCUCCAAAUUUACAAGUAGCAAGGAUUUCAAACUACUCACAGCAGUCCUUAUAGAGCACCUCCUCAUGCCGUCAACCGUGGCCCCCAAUGUGAUGUGGGUCACUGGGACUCCUACCUGGAUACAGCCCAUCGUGGCAUACCUCAAGGACCAGGUACUUCCUACUGACAGGCAUGAGGCCUACAAGCUAAGGAGGAGGUCAGCCCAUUUCCUCUUCAUUGAUGAUGUACUCUAUAAGAGGAGUUUCUCCUCUCCACUCUUACGAUGCGUCGGAGGAGAAGAGACUACCUACAUCUUAAGAGAAGUCCAUGAGGGUAUGUGCGGCAAUCACUCUGGAAGUCUAUCUUUAGCACAAAAAAUACUGAGGCAGGGGUACUACUGGCCUACCUUGAAAAGAGACGCCCUCGAACAAGAUUUGACCGUGAACUCCAGCGCUUGGCCUUUCUCGAAGUGGGGUGUGGACCUCAUAGGUCCUCUACCAAAAGCCAGAGGAGGUUCGAGCUUCGCAAUUGUUGCCAUUGAUUACUUCACGAAGUGCGUUGAAGCUGAACCCCUGGCAAAAAUUACAGAAGCCAACACUUCCAAGUUCUUGUGGAAGAAUAUCAUAUGCCGAUUCGGGAUUCCCUACUCGAUCGUCUCAGGCGAUGGUAGACAGUUCGACAACAAGAAGGUCAGAAGCUUGUGUGAAGAACUUGGCAUCAAGAAACACUUCUCCAUGCCUCACCACCCACAAGCAAAUGGCCAGGUUGAGGCUGUGAACAAGACAAGCAAGCACGUCCUGAAAAGGAAGCUUGAUGUGUCAAAAGGGGCCUGGGUGGAUGAGCUGCCGCAGGUUCUUUAG
Messenger RNA from Olea europaea var. sylvestris, 1089 nucleotides. RefSeq lists its product as uncharacterized. Gene Ontology annotation, molecular function: RNA-DNA hybrid ribonuclease activity; nucleic acid binding. Gene Ontology annotation, biological process: DNA integration. Bases 1 to 1089 code for a protein of 362 amino acids. The record is from RefSeq and is a predicted model, not a curated record. The transcript has 3 exons. Lineage: Eukaryota; Viridiplantae; Streptophyta; Magnoliopsida; Lamiales; Oleaceae.